Molecule: messenger RNA, 369 nt
Organism: Oppiella nova
Lineage: Eukaryota; Metazoa; Arthropoda; Arachnida; Sarcoptiformes; Oppiidae
Source: the annotation of a GenBank genome assembly
AUGCGUGGCAAUCCAGAAGUCAUAGACUAUCUAAAUAUGUUGAUCGGUGGCGAACUGGCUGCUCGUGAUCAGUAUCUUAUUCAUUCACGUACGCCGAACAUGAAGCGUGAUGAUAUUGUCACAGGUGAAGAUGUUGUAACCUGUUUAAAAGCCGAUUUGGCAUUGGAAUAUCAUGUACGUGAAAAAUUGGCGCAAGGCGUAAAGCUAUGUGAAGAAAAAGGCGAUUACGUGACCCGUGAUAUGCUUCGUCAACAAAUGAACGAUACUGAAGAGGAUCAUACUUACUGGCUUGAAAAACAAUUAGUUUCGGAUGAUUCCAAAUUGGUCUGCGAGUUGAUGAUUGCUAUCGGCAAGAAUUGGGAAAUUUAG